Rotaria socialis is the source of this 2091-nucleotide messenger RNA. The record is from the annotation of a GenBank genome assembly. NCBI's taxonomy places the organism in Eukaryota, Metazoa, Rotifera, Eurotatoria, Philodinida, Philodinidae.
AUGGUUCAUGAUAUAAAUAAUACUGCAACACCAGACAAAGCAUCUACGAUAGGUACUGGUGAUAUAUCAUUAGAUGAAAAACGUAAAAAAGUUGGAAAUUAUGUUAUAUUAAAAACAAUUGGUGAAGGCAGUUUUGCUAAAGUUCGAUUAGGUAUUCAUUUAAUUACUGAAAUGAAAGUUGCUGUUAAAGUUAUUAAUAAGCGUGAAGUAUUUAAACGAAAUUAUUUACGAGCUAAUUUACGUCGUGAAGCCUCAAUGAUGCAACGUAUGUCCCAUGAACAUAUUGUUCAAUUACAUGAAGUUAUGGAAACGGAAAAUUCCUAUUAUAUUGUCAUGGAUUUAGUUCAAGGCAGUGAAUUUGUUAAAUAUUUAACAAAAAAGAAACAAUUAGAUGAGAAUGAAACAAGAAAAUAUAUUCGACAAAUUGUUUCUGCUGUUGAUCAUAUGCAUCAUGCAGGCGUUAUUCAUCGAGAUAUAAAACUACAAAAUUUUAUGCUUGAUCAAAAUAAUGAUAUUGUUAUCAUAGAUUUUGGUUUAAGUAAUUGUCUUGAUGAUAAAGGUUUUUUAACUACUCAAUGCGGGUCACCAGCUUAUGCUGCUCCAGAAAUAUUUGCACAUCAAGAGUAUGGUUCAGCAGUAGAUAUUUGGAGCAUUGGUGUUAAUAUGUAUGCUAUGUUAGUUGGCAAACUUCCAUUUAAAGUUGAACAUCGCAGUCGAAAUCUUGCUAAACUUCAUGCUUGUAUUCUCAAAGGUUGUGAAAUACCAAAUACACUUUCAAGAGAUUGUCAAGAUUUAUUAACAAGAUUAUUAGAACCUUCACCAACAAAACGAAUAUCAAUGCAAGAAAUUCUUCGUCAUCCAUUUUUAGUAUCACAAUUGGACCCUAUUUCACUUACACCAUAUAGACCACAUUACGAAGUUCGAGAAAUAAAUAAAAAUAUUACUAAAUAUCUUGCAUUAAAACAUGAUUAUUCAGAACAAGAAAUUGAAGAUGCUGUAUUACACAGAAAACCAAUUGCAUCUCGAGCACUUUAUACAUUAUUUGAAAGACGUCUUCAAGAAGGUCUCGGUUGGCCUGAUCGAGCAUAUAAUAAUUCAGUUGCAGGUAUGUCAUCGACAAAAGCAACAACAGGUGGCUGUGCUAUGGGUGAUGGUUCAUCAGAUGUUAUUCUUCUCGAUAAACUUGAUCGUCAUGAACCCUUGUUACCUGGUCGCCGUGUGGCACCUCGACAAUCAUCAUCAGUAGUAAAUAAUAACAAUAAUAAGAUGAUUCGAGAAAAAUCAAAUUAUGCUCUUGAUGAACAAAUUUUCGUACGAACCAAUACCGGUGGUGGUGGUGGUGGUGGCAGUACUAUGACUGCUGGUUUAACACAGGAGGCACUAAACGAAUUAGUACCAGUAUCAAGAAUAGGAUCACGAAAAUUAUAUCAUGAUAUUGUUUUAAGAAAAAGUUCAGCUAUUGGUGGUCAGGCAGAAUUGACUAAUGAACAUGAUGGUACACGACGAAUAAUAAAUACAAAUAGUCUUGUUCCUAUCAAGCCUUCUGUUUCAACGCAACGAGGAAAUAUUUUUAUAUUACAGCAACAGCAACAGCAACAACACAAAAUGAAACCACGGAGUUUACCAAAUUCAACACUCGAUCAUGCUAAUCAAAAUGGUUUUCAUUUACCACAUGAUCCAUAUGGUUCUCGUGCAUCAAAAAAUCCUAGUCGAACGUCACAUUUUGAACAUCCGAAAAAAAGUCAACAAAAUUCACCUAUUCGAUAUAACCCUGCUCCAUCAGUAACAGUAAAAGCAAUUGGAUUGUUUUUAAAAAAUUCUGGUCUACAAUCACGUGUUAGUUCAUGUAGUAGUAAAUCAUCAAAAAGUAGUGGAUGUGGAACACUUGAUAUUCAUCAACAAUCACCACCAUUGAAAUUCUAUCCAAAUACUAAACAGACAAUAAUUAAUUAUCAUUCACAAGGAAAUUUAACAUCAACAGCUACAACAAAACAAAAAUUAGUAAAAACAAAUGGAUCAUCACAUCAUAUUUCAUCAAACAAAGUUCCACAUACGACAACAGCUGGCGGACAAAAAGUAAUGCCGACAUAA